AUGUCAUUCGCUAACAUCUACACCCACCGAAAGGUAGCUGAGAAUGCCGCCAAGGGAUGUGACGUAUGCUAUCGAGCUACGAGUAGCGUUCUCGUUGCCGACGAGAAGAAGGACUUCUUCUACGUUUGCCCGAGCCAUUUGAAGGACAAGAAUUUCUGCUCCCCGAUCAUUGACAAAGAGGCGGUCGAAGCAAAGAAGAAGAAGGAGAUGGAAGACGAAAUUGAGCGGGUCAAGAAGGAAUACGAAGAGAAGCAGAAGAAGAAGGAGAAGGACGAGAAGGACAAGAACACGGACAAGGAGAAAGACAAGGAGAAGGAGAAAGAGAAAGACAAGGACGAAAAGAAGGCUGACGAUGAGAAGAAGGAUGACGACAGCAAGGCUGCCGAAAAGGACGGUGCCGGCACGGAAACUCCAUCCACGGAAGAAGAGCCCCGAGUAUUCGCGCUCCACAAGAACUUCUAUGGAAUGAGGCUCGAAAAAAAGCGCCAGAUGGAGAUUGCCAAGAGGAACCGGGAGCGUCUCCAACAGCCCAACUUCUUUCCCUCGGUCCCCAAAGGCGCCCCAGGUAGCUAA
Colletotrichum siamense is the source of this 573-nucleotide messenger RNA. Its product is annotated as UPF0589 protein. Gene Ontology annotation, cellular component: endosome. Gene Ontology annotation, biological process: vacuolar transport. The record is from RefSeq and is a predicted model, not a curated record. The transcript is spliced from 4 exons. NCBI's taxonomy places the organism in Eukaryota, Fungi, Ascomycota, Sordariomycetes, Glomerellales, Glomerellaceae. Bases 1 to 573 code for a protein of 190 amino acids.